AUGAUUCGAAAAAUUAAUAAAAUAGAAAAUGUUGGUCGAUUUCGUUCAUAUGUGAGUUGCUAUCCAGAUGAAGUUGUCUUUAAGAAGCUAACCGUGAUCUAUGGCUCAAAUGGUAGUGGUAAAACGACACUGGCAGCUAUUUGCCAUUCCAUGACGAGCGGUGACCCUGGUGGAAUAGUGAAACGUAAUUCAGCUAUUCAGUACUCACCCAAUUCAACAACACUUGCUACAGCAGAUACCUCAGAUAAAAUAGUCUCCGCAUUACAAUCUUCGCAAUAUAUUGAAAUUCUCGAUUAUAAUGAAACUGUUUACAAAUACGAAAAAGAGAAAUGGAGUAAAACUUUUCCGAACAUUCAAAUAUUUAACAGCCAUUUUUGUAAAGAAUUCUUUGCAAGUUUGAAGCCAUCACUCAGCUUAUGUAGUGGUGAUCGAUUUACUGCACUACGAAACGAAACUAAAACUGUUCUUCUUCAGAAUUGGGAUGCAUUGGAUAAUAAGAGUGCCGAGGCGACAUCGAUCGAAUUUAAUGAUGAUGUUAUUAAAAAGCGAAAGAAAAAAGUAGAAGGUGAGCCAUCUAUAUAG
Messenger RNA from Rotaria sp. Silwood1, 582 nucleotides. The record is from the annotation of a GenBank genome assembly. Lineage: Eukaryota; Metazoa; Rotifera; Eurotatoria; Philodinida; Philodinidae.